This is a messenger RNA of Pseudomyrmex gracilis, 4206 nucleotides long. RefSeq names its product transcriptional activator cubitus interruptus (gene ci). NCBI's taxonomy places the organism in Eukaryota, Metazoa, Arthropoda, Insecta, Hymenoptera, Formicidae. Gene Ontology annotation, cellular component: nucleus. The transcript has 12 exons. Bases 14 to 4126 code for a protein of 1370 amino acids. The record is from RefSeq and is a predicted model, not a curated record. Gene Ontology annotation, biological process: regulation of transcription by RNA polymerase II. Gene Ontology annotation, molecular function: DNA-binding transcription factor activity, RNA polymerase II-specific; RNA polymerase II cis-regulatory region sequence-specific DNA binding.
ACGCCGCGGCUUUAUGGCAGUACGACGACGUAGAAUUACCCCCGUCGUAAGCAGAUUGUCCAGCAGCGCGAUCGGGACACCCGGUAACGGCAACGGUGGCAGCGCUGGCGGUGGCGGCACCGGCAGCGGGGGUGGCAGCGGCGGAGGGGGUGGUACUGCCGGCAACGGGACUUCCGGUGAUUUCCUGCGCAGAAGUCACUCUCUCACGGAACAUACCGCCCUCCAUCCCGCUUAUCGGAUCAACUACAUGGACCACAUUUACCACACGCUCCAAGCCUCCACGCACAGUCCCAACGCCUCGUUACACGGACUGGGUGGUUUGGGGCCCGAGUACCUUUUGCACGCAGCUGGUCCAGCCAGCACUCUCGCUUCGUCCGAAUUCCCGUUCUCCCUCGACGCUUCGGCAUCAUCGAGACUAGGAAGUCCAAGAGCCUCGGCCAUCAGAGCGAGUCGGAAGAGAGCGCUGAGCAGUUCGCCGUAUUCGGACAGAUUCGACAUUGACAGCAUGAUUCGAUUUAGUCCCAAUAGCUUGGCGUCCAUUGUAAACGGGUCACGGAGUAGCAGCGCGAGCGGGAGCUACGGUCAUCUGUCCGCUGCUAUGAGUCCGGCGUUGGGCAUGCAUCCCGGUAUGGCACCACACCUGCAACAGCUACAGGCCCACCUUUUGAGGAGCGCGGCGGCGCUUUUACCUCACACGCAUCCUCUGCAGCCGCCCGCGCCCCCACCACCGCCUCCGCAUCCUCACGCGCACCCUCAUGCCCACGGAUUAUCCCCGCAUUCGCAAUUGUACCCCGGAGUGCCGCCUCAUUCCACGUCGUCGGCGACACUCGGUCCGCACGGGGCCGCGGUGCCGCCGAAGAGCGAGAGCGCGGAGUCGUGUAGGAAAGCGUCGGAAUCGUCGACUCGUUCGGUGACCGCCGAAGCGGAUACUUCGUCAAGACGAACCGCCACAAAAGUCAAGCGGGAACCGGCGACGACAACCACCAACGCGACUACGACUACCGCUCCGCAAAAUCAUCCCCAGGGCCUCAGCCCGAGCGAAGAUCUCAGAGACGAGCCUGGAGAUUUUAUUGAAACGAAUUGUCACUGGAGAGAGUGUGGCCUCGAGUUUCCUACGCAGGACGAUCUCGUGAAACAUAUCAACAACGAUCACAUACACGCCAACAAGAAGAGCUUUGUUUGCGGUUGGGAGGAAUGCCAGAGGGACGAAAAACCCUUUAAGGCUCAGUACAUGUUAGUCGUGCACAUGAGACGGCACACAGGAGAAAAACCUCACAAGUGUACAUUCGAAGGAUGCUUCAAAGCUUAUUCGCGUUUGGAGAAUCUCAAAACUCAUCUAAGAUCUCAUACCGGAGAGAAACCGUAUACGUGCGAAUAUCCCGGAUGCAGCAAAGCCUUCAGCAACGCCAGUGACAGAGCGAAACAUCAAAACAGAACGCACUCCAAUGAGAAACCGUACGUCUGUAAAGCUCCUGGUUGCUCUAAGAGGUAUACGGAUCCGUCGUCGUUGAGAAAACACGUUAAGACUGUUCAUGGUCCGGACUUUUACGCGAACAAGAAGCACAAAGGCGGCGGUGGCGAUGGCGGUAGCGACGAGGCCGGAACAGGCAGUCAUAGUCCUAGCAGAAGCGAGGAACUUCAUCCGAAGACGCCAAGUCUUUCGAGUCCCAGUGUUAAAUCCGAAAGCGAAGCUAAUAGUCCACCUGUCAUAAUGCAGCAGCAGGGUAGUCCGUUGGUAGCUGGUUGCAACGACGAGGUCGCUGGCGUAGGUGCGAUCACCAGUGACGGUAUCGUUCUUGCUGAAGAGCCAUGGAACGAAGAACCCGAUGAUCUAGACAUUGCUGACCUUCCUGUGGCGUUGCGCGCCAUGGUCGGUGGAAUGGAAUCGCAACAGCAACAACAAGUGGCGCAGCCAACUUCGAGGAAUCGUCUGAAAGGAAGACUGAACGCUAAAGGAGUGCCGAAUAUGCCGGUCACCGUGGCAAAUGUGCGAGGAAUUCGCGGUGUCGCACCUCAGAGCGGUAAUAUCGGGGAUCUGAACAGAAGGAUCACCGACUUGAAAAUGGAGACCGGCGGUCAGACGCGGCAGACGAGUCUGUCCGAUCUCCAGCUGAGGUUGCAGCCGCUCGGCGAACCACGACGAGACAGCAACAGCACCGUCAGUACUUAUUACGGCAGCAUGAGAUCCACCGAUUUUGGUAGCAGAAGAAGCAGCCAGGCGAGCGGUGUCAGUGCUGUCAGAAUGGGACCAGUGGGACCAGAAAGUUUCUACGAUCCGAUUAGUCCCGGUACGUCCAGAAGGAGCAGCCAAAUGAGCACCACUUCCGGCCGGGCCAAUCCGUCAAAUCACCUUCAAGGACCGUACUCGACAAGUAAUCUCGUUGUUCAAACGCAAAACAUGUCUCUUCAGAACAUUCAAGCAAUGCCAAGCGAUUGGAAUGCUCCAAGCGGUCAUACUCAACCAUCGGGCGAUCGCCGAAUGUCCGAACCUAUUCGCAGUAACCAGGUUCAAAGGAUAUCUCCUCCAAUUCCGCCGAGACCACAAUCUGCACAACUGCCCGAGUUUCAUCCGAAUCAGGAGGUGGUCCUGGACGAGAUGGGUGAAGGUGAAUUAGUAGAAAACAAACUGGUUAUUCCGGAUGAGAUGAUGCAGUAUUUAAAUCAGGUUCAAGCAGGCGGAAAUCAAGCUGGUUAUCGCGGAAGUCCUCUACCAAUUUGCCAAUCGCCUAUAUGCACAAAUCCUCUGCAUUAUCAACGACAAAUGCAGCCCGCGUGCAAUUACAAUCAGCAGAACUGCUAUCCCAUUCAGCAACUUGCUCAGCAAUCCUGUCCUAAUUAUCAAAAUUCCUCUUCCGCGUCUUAUCAGUGUCCGAGUUCGCGUGCGACACAAUCGGCGUCGCAAUACUGUCCACCACCGAGUUACGGAUCUCAAGUUCCUGGUGGACAAGUGGCGAGACCAGCGGCUGCAGAUCCGGUUAUGUCGCCGAGUUCUCAUUAUGCUACGUCUCACUUGAGCGAUCAGCCGCUCACCUCGCCCGCGGCAGGCGCGUUGGCGCCGCAACACGCGCCCCAAAACUUGCCCCAGAAUUCUGCCCAAAUGACCAGAAAUUGUCCACAAAAUCACGCGCAUCACAUGUAUUAUCCAAGUUACGGUUGUUCAGGUCAGAUGAAUGCGAACUGCAAUGUCACUAAUGCUGGUCAGACCAGCCAUCAUUCCAAUCAGACUUGCGCGCCAUCGAAUCACAACGUGCAGAUGCGGAUGACGAACAAUUGCCAGCAAUUGUCGCCACACUGCCCGCAGCAAACCGCAUCCAUACCUAAUCCUCAAACUGCCGUUGCUCAUCCAAAUUCGCAGUGCAACCAGUCUUCUGGUCAGUGUGCGAGGUCCCUGGUAACGCUAAACGGACAGAUGCCUAAUAUGCAUUCUGCCCAGCAACCUUCGGUGACGAAUCACUGUGGUCCGAUAUCGCCACUUUGUUCUCAGCUGAACGUUACAAAUCAGGGCAAACCGAUUAAUAUGCUCACGGCGAAUCAUCCGGGAUGCCAGCAACAAACCCAACAGUCCAAUACGGGACAAUCUUGCGUACAACUUACCAACUGUGUUCAUCCUAAUAACCCGCACCGUCAAGUUAACGACGAUGCUACCGCCCUGAAAAGGGCGUCACCGCAACUUUGUAAUGCUCAACAGAUUAACUGUAGAAUGCAACAGCAGCAGCAACAACAGACCUGCGCGCACAAUUGUCAAGCACGCGCCAAUCUACCGACUCAGCAACAAUAUAACUGCAACUGCCAGUGGGCUUACGGAAAUCAAUGUUAUCACGAUCAACAAAACGGAUCGUUACCUGAGAUACAGUGCAGGGAUAUUAGCCAGUCACAGCAGGGUUCGCCGUUGAAGCCGCCUCAAGGAAUGAGACAGGAUUCCUACCGCCGGACCUUGGAGUACGUGCAGCAAUGCAGAAACUGGUCCGGCAACGCGCAAUCACACGAGACCAACGUUUCAAGCUCGACGCAUCCCAUGUCUUUGCCUCAACCGUUACCGGCUAGCACCAAUAUGAUUGUCAACGACAUGACUUCUUCACUCAGUUCUUUAUUGGAAGAAAACAGAUAUUUGCAAAUGAUUCAAUGACUCGUGCCUCUACAACAGAAAAAAAAAUGAGACCAAUUUCAUCGUCUAUUUGAUAAAAAAUAUUUCAAUAUACUGUACCG